Lithohypha guttulata is the source of this 3411-nucleotide messenger RNA. RefSeq lists its product as uncharacterized. The transcript has a single exon. The record is from RefSeq and is a predicted model, not a curated record. Gene Ontology annotation, molecular function: protein binding. Lineage: Eukaryota; Fungi; Ascomycota; Eurotiomycetes; Chaetothyriales; Trichomeriaceae. Bases 1 to 3411 code for a protein of 1136 amino acids.
AUGGCAUCGCACGCGUACAAUCUACGCAGUCGCGGCCAUACACCCACCAACCUGAGAGGUAUCCAAGGUAUUGUCAAUUCUUCCGCAAGACCAGCCAACCUCUCGACCAAGGCGCAACCAAUCUCAGUCAAUCUACAGCUAGAACAUGUCAUUGGUACCACGACCAAAGACCCAAACGGCCUGUCAUGCGCAAACCCAAACACAUUUGCCUAUUGUGCUGGCUCUGUAGCCGUUCUGGCCACCAUCGAUGAGCCCAACACCAUCACAAGACGCUACUACCGUGCCAGACCUGCCGUCCUUCCUCUGAACCCAGUCAGCACGUAUUAUACUACGACACCCAAUUCCACACCGACUCGAAAGCGUCGGGCAUUGGUAAACUCAAGGAAGGAACAGGAGGACACAAUACCUAGGCGUACAGUGCUUGAAGACGACAAUUUGAGAACAUGGACCGCCCGCGAACGGAUCAAAACUAUCACUUCCGUCUCAUUGAGUCCAGAUGGCAAGCUGUUGGCGGUUGGCGAAACCGGCUACAACCCAAGAGUGCUGAUAUUUUCCACAAGCAAGGAUGCAGGGAGCGAAUUACCCCUCUCCCUCAUUACUGAGCAUACAAUGGGUGUCAGAAGUGUCGCCUUCAGUCCGGAUUCCCGUUUCCUAGCCACCUUAGGUGAAUCUAACGACGGCUUUCUCUUCAUAUGGUCUGUUCACUCAGGCUCUGGCGCUGUCAAACUUCGUGCUACCAAUAAAUGCACUACGACUAUCUCUCAUAUGGCUUGGUGUGGUCAUUUUCUUGUCACUGUCGGUACCCGCCACGUGAAGGUUUGGCAACCGCCAGACACCCAGAGACUCUCGUCUCAGAAAACUCCUCGUCCUCGGGACACGGUAGAACCAUCUUCAACUACUGGGCCAGUCCCAUUGAUUGGGCGGAACUGUGUGCUGGGCGACCUCGCCAAUAUGACAUUCACCUGUGUGGUUGCCAUAAACGAUCGUCUUGCGGUCAUUGGCACGAAUACCCGCUCACUGUAUUUGGUUGACGUGAGCAAAAACCCUGCAGACUUACAGCCCCUAAGUCACGAUUACUGUUUAAGAGGCGUCGUUGGCGUACGGGAAGAUUCGCGACGUCUGGUGUGGGCAGGUGGAGGUAGCGCUCUACACGAAACCCUCCUGCAGGGAGAUCAGAUGACCAUGGAGGGCAAACCAGCUACGGUCCACUCUGAACCAGAAUCUCUUGCGCCCACACGCCCACGCCUGCAUCAGUCUCGGAGCUCUAGUCAACCGACUCACCCCCAGAUCGUCGCCAUCUCCUGUCUUGUCAAGCACAACAUUUGUGUUGACUCCGAAUCGAAUCUGCUGAUCUCAUUGGCUGAAACCGUUCAGUCAAACCAGGAUCCUUUGAUUCAUAGGCCACUCGCCUCGCACAAUGAGCCUGUGCAAGGGGUACAAGCUCUGAACUUAAGUAGCGGCUUGGGUGCCUUUUUCACCUGGUCAAAAUCGGGUGAAAUCAGAUUUUGGGAUUCUGAUGGUGACUUGCUACGUAUCGAACGGAUCCAGCUUGACGACGAUUCAAACCCUCAAGAGACCGCUAGCAAUGAGCUGAAUGUGCUACGAUACUCCGGAAGAAACAGCUUCCUGUCUGGAGAUCGCUUCGGAGUGCUGAAACUUAUAGGAUGCACACAAUGGAAGCUCUUGCAGACAGCCCGUGCGCACAGUGCUGAAGUGAGCGAUAUUUGCCUCGACCGCGCAUCGUCGUUCGUGGCAACAUGCAGCCGCGAUCGUAUGGUGCAGGUAUUCACACUUUCAGAUUCAAAUCUUGAGCUACUUCAGACAACUGACGACCAUAUAGCAGCAGUAAAUCAAGUGCUAUUCAGCUCUGAUGGCAAUAUACUGUUAUCGUCUUCGGCUGAUCGUACUAUCGUGGUGCGUGAGAAGGUCGUGCGUACACAUGGCGAUAAUAUGCUUAUUGCCUUUUUACAAACACGGAUUAUUACAAUCAAAGCAUCUCCUCUUUCUAUAUGCCUAAUGCCGAACAAGGACAAUAUUGUGUAUGUGUCAACCCUGGACCGAAGCAUCAUCAAGGCCGACUUUGUCAUCGGUGCUGUGGUAGAUACUUUUAAAGUUGCAGACGCAGACUCAGACGAUCAUGCUGUACUUAACUCGAUCCAGGUAGUUCAAGAUUGCGAACCAAGCAGUGCGCGGAAUCUGCUGAUUGGUUGUUCAUCCACCGACAAGUCAGUCAGGGUGUAUGAUUUGCAGAAGCAGGUAUUUCUCACAAAGGAAUCGGCGCAUACUCAAGGCGUGUCUGACAUCGCUCUGCUUGAAGCUGAUUUUGAAACAACCUCUCUGAACAUGCGAACCUUUGUCUCUGCAGGUUACGACACGACUAUCAUGAAAUGGCGGCUAUGUACUACGUCACCAGCUAUGCCUACGCAAGAGCAGGCUAGUCUUGCUGACACCACGGAGCAAACUCCAACAAAGAACAGUUCGGUGGCCUUGCCUCCUUUGAGGAAGGUGUUGACCAAGGCCGACGUUGCUGACUUCAUGAGCCAUAUCUCGCCAAAGCCACAUCUAACAGCAAACUCCUCUGUUUCGCGGCUCAAGAAAAAGAACUCCAAGCUAUCGCUGGCUCCGUCCAUCAACGUUGACAGAAUAGACGAGAAUACCACGCCUUUGUUACAACGGCGGGCUUCCGCUGACGAUAAAACUAAAGCAGAGCGAAGAUCCCCUUCACCACCUGCAUACGCUACUAAGCGACAGAAGAAGCCGACGAUUAGGGGCGAGGUGACUAAAGAUUUCUUCACAAGACAAUCGGAGUGGUUAAGUGCAUCGCCGUCUCCAGCACUCUCACCAACAGUGCCUCAGCUUAGACAACUCCCAAAAACAAAUAAUGCAAGACUGAGACGCCCGCCCUCUGUGCCUACCGAUUUACGUUCAAAGGCUCGAGUAACAGAGCAAAGACUAAGCAAGGUUACACCAGCCGGAGAUCUUGCGUCCACAGAGAUGACGACCGAGCAGAUCUCAGCAUUUCUUAGAGCUUACAAGAAGAGACUGGAGGAAACGCCAGACGACAUCGAUCUUGAAGGGGUCGAAGCGGAUCUUGAAAGCAUGCUUGAGAUCGUGAAGCAGAAAAUCAGAGACCACAAGCACUCAUCAGGCCUAAAGGGACCAUCUUCCGCCAUAAUUCAGAAGCCCAAACCACAGUUGGACCGUUCAUGGACUGCAGACGCAGUGGUGAACGCUUCAUAUCAUAAGACACAAAGCAACAGUACGACUACCAGCGAGACCGGCAGUCCAACCAUAAUUAGCAACAACAGCACCAGCACAUCGUGCGGUAUAGCUGAGCCGGAACACAACACAGGACUUGACGUUAAUGGACUCUCAACUUUGAUGGAGCGGGCGAAAUUGACUGGGGCGUAG